CAAAAUGGCCGCUUCCUAAAAAGCGUUGCUGAGCGGAAGAUGUGCAUGGUUUCUUAUAUUUUCGGCCGCCCCUUUUAAUUUGACCGCGCCCACCCGGCCGUCGUAUUCACGGGAGCAGCACAUCACAUCUGCACCUUCUCAAACCUCAUCCGUUAUUGUUUUGUGUGCGUGCCUGUGUGCAGAACUUUUAACACCGUCCCCCCAGGCCAUGCCCCCGUUCACGCGAGGAUCACGGCGAGACGUCGUCCUCCGUCAGUCAACGUUGUCGGCGGUACUCGCUGAUGAGGCGUCACCGCCCGUUAACGACAGCUCGCGAAACCUUUGAGAGACGCCGUCUUAGUGUUUGACGCGUCCGCGUAGUCCCUUUCCUUUUUAUAUAUACCGUUUGUGCGUUCCCGAACUUUAUUUUUUCACCAUGGAUCAGACAGAGAAGAACGUUCAGACGUUGUACAGCAUGGGAUUCGUGGACAUCGAAGAGAUCAGGAAUGCGCUUCGCAUCAGCCACAACGACCUGAGCGAGGCCGUGGCCAUCCUGACCAACGAUCAGGUGCGGUACGGACCGUACACAAGCGCCGGCACGUCCGAAGACGUCGAGAUGAAGGACGUCACGUCUACGGCUCUCGUGCCCACCGCAGCCCCGCCUCCCUACAAUUCGCUGCCGGACGCCAAGCCAUGCUCUCCCAAGCCGGACUAUGGAAACUCGGCGUUUCCUCAGACGAACCUUUACGAGCUGGAACAGCGGGUCUUUGUCGACCAAUGGUCCAUCCCAUACAAGAAGGACGAGUCGCUCGCCAAAUGCCUCACUGCAGCUACUAACCUGGCCAAAGAAGGGCAAUGUGAAUCAAACUCUGAUUGUAGGAACUUCAUGGAGUCAUGCAUGCCUGAGUGCUUUCGCAAGCUCUUAACGGCACUUGCAGUCCGUAACUGGGCGCCGGAUGUCCAGGAAGGCGUUUACAACAUGCUCAUGCUACUUAUUGACCUGACUGUGGAACGGCUCAGCUACAACCCCAUCCCGGAGAAGCUUCUCUCCAAUGUGCUCACAAUGGCCUUCGAUCCAGAGGCCGAGUUUCAUAUCAAGAACAAAAGCCGGCAAAGCACUCUUGAGCAAGGGCUCGUGGUCUACGCAAAAUCGAGGGGAUCCCUGGAUCCUUAUGGCUGGCUUCUAGAUGUUAUCAACAAGUUUGGGAGUCGUGGUGGCUUCGACAAAAUAUUGGCCAAAUUUGAAGAAAACCUGACUGCAAAUGAGAUGGCCGCCCUGCUGAAUCCCCUGGCUGUGUGUGCCCAGUUCCUCAACCCCGACACAAUGUGCACUCUUCUUUCACCCUGCAUGAACAAGGCCAUCAGCUACAUCAAGGGACUCACGGAUGACGACCUCAAAAACAAGAACAUUGGUUCGGUGACCGAGCUCCUGAAGGCGGUCAAGAUGCUGUGCGUCUACCUGUGGCCGCAGGAGAUAGCAAGCACGAGCACUCUGUGCCUGGACGUCAUCCUACGCAUGCUCAAGUGCUCGCACUUCAACGCUCGCAUGAAUGGCCUCAAGGAGUUGAUCAAGCUCAUCGACGACUGUUCAGCAACAGGCACUUCAUCAAAGGCAGCCAUUGAUGCUGAGCAGCUGCAGAAUUGGAUGGCAGAGAACAAUGUCCUCUCCAUCACACUGGAAAGCAACAUAGAUCAGGCUCAAUACAUGGACAAGAUUAAGAGUAUAAUUGAGUUCAUCGGGCAGCGACUCUCUCUCGAAGAACUGACAAAGAUUUGGUCCAUGCAGGAUCGGCAGAACUGCCAGGUGGUGGACAACAUUCACGGGAUCAUGGCCGCUGCUUCCACAAAGUUCAGCCAGCAGCAGUUCGACCACCUGAUCGCCCUCAUCGGCAAGGCUUGGAGAGGCAGCAGUGACAUCACUUGGCGACGGCUUCUCACCUUCAUUGGCAAGCUUGGUAAAGAGAGCAACCAAGGAAAGGUCUCCACCAAGCUGUUGGACCUUCUGUGGGAGCUCCUGCACCUGAACUCGCUUCCCAAGCCCCAUGUCGAGCAGUUUGUCGAGGAGUUCUUCAGCAUCCUGUCGGAGAUGGGCAACAGGGACAGCGCAAAGCGGCAGUACGUUGGCCGCUGCGUCGACGACAUCAAAAAGAACAUGUGUGUGAUUCCUGCUCUAAAAAUGUUGCGGCACAUCAGUGGGGCCAAGGGAACUACAGGUAGCAAAGGUCCACCAUACAAGCAAGACAAGUUCAUUUUCAGUGAGCUGAACAGGAGCCAUGACUUUGUCAAGCUUGUCUCGACCAGCCUAUCAACGUGUCACCGGGAGGCAGUAAAGCUGGCCAACGGAAAGUCAGUCCUGCCCCUGGUGCUAGUUGACGGCAUCUACUCCCAUCAGGAGCAUGUGAUGACGCACCUAGACUUUCUCCAGUUCCUCCUGAAGGACGGGUCUCAAUACCUGCCUUGGAAUCGUGCCAAGGAAAUCUGGGACACGCUAGUCACCAAUGCAGAUGCCUGUAGCUCGGAUCGAGAGAUGUGCUUUGAGUGGUUUGAAAAGUGCCUUCCAGACCUGGAGUCAGAAACCCAGUCACUGCUGUUUCAGCACAAGUUGCUCAAAAUGGACCCCUCCCAAGUCAGCUCGAAAGCGUUCUCGUGUUUCAAGACCUACUUUGAGCAUGUAAACAUCCACGAGAGCAAGCUCAAGAAGCGACCAGGUGUCUUGAUAGUGGAGAAGCUGGAGCUGUCGGGGAUUGACUUCCUGUGGCAGAUAUCGCUGGCCGCACCUGAGGAGGAGAUUGCCGAGCUAGCCAUUGACUUCAUUCUCGACCUCUCCUACAAGUUCCUCUCGCCGAGACUCAAAAAGGAUGUUGUGUCGCUUCAUCACCGCUUCAUCAAUGAGUGCUACAACAGGUUGAAGGCAGUGGCUGAAACCAUCGGAGACACAGCCAUGACGACUGCCGUGUCCAACGCCACCAAGACAUUGACCGCAAUGGCGGUGUCAGAAGCGAUCUCCCUGUCGCUGCCAAAACGGACAAACCGGUCGCAAAACAUCUGCCGUCUGCUGCAUCUGGCCGAGCGGUACAUCUCGUCCAUCGAGGGCCAGCAUUCGGUGCCAAGGGUCAUUCUGCCCCACGGUGCCUCUUUCUACGGUUUUCCCGUCACCCUGUGCAUCGUCAGCGACACCAUCAAGGACAGUGUCAAGAUACGGUGCCACAGCAAUGCAACGGUGGGCUCCAUGAAGGAGAAGGUGGCUCGACUGUUCAAGCAGAUUCCCAGCAACCUGCAGAUCUCCAUGGAUGACAUUGCGCUUCCAAGUACUGAGGACCAGAAGAGGCUGUCGCAGUACAAACUCAAGGACAACCAGACGAUCCACGUAAAGGUCGUUGGUAGUGGACUGGUCUUGCCAUCCGAAAUAGAGGAUGACACAGUUGUUCCACCAGCGACAACUCAAGUGUCUACGGUGGCAGCUGCAACUGCCUCUCCCUCGGCCGGCCAGCAGCCAUCGUUUUAUCUGGAACAAGAAAAGCAGCUUCCGGGGGUGGUCAUCUCAAGCGGCGGCAAUGUGUUCGAGAUGCUGUAUCAGUUGGCAAGCAUGGACGAUCCAAGAAUCGCCGAACAGGUUCAGACACUGCUGCACCUGAUUCCUCCUGACCCUGCAGUGAUUGAUUCGCUUGACCAAAUGUGCAUGAAGUCAUCUGCAGCUGUGGCACCCCCACCACCUCCCAGGCUGUCAGGCAGCCCCAAGAAGAGUGGCUCUCCGGCACCGAGAGAGAAGACACCGGUCGAAGGAUCGGACGUCAUGCUCCGCAGGCUGCUGGACCCAAAUGGGAGGAACCCGUUCCGCCUGCUGUACAACUUGCAGGUGCUGAGUGCGCGGCUGAUGCCAACCAACCAGGAUGCUUGCUCCAACGUGUUCUGCGAGAACUUUCUCCAGGCGGGUGGGCUCUCCCACGUGCUUCGUGUGCUGCACAGGGACGGCCUCCCCCAAGAUGUGGACUAUGCUGUGCGCCAGGGCAUCUACUUCACUGCGCUGCAAAUAACUAGGUUCCUCAUUUGUGGUCAGAAUGUCCCACAUGCGCUGCAGAGUUCAUCCACGUCAUCUGUGUCGACGACCUGUGGUGCACCGUCACCAGUGAAGCCCACUACACCAAAAAAGCUGCAGGUGGACCUGGUCCGAAUGACUCCCAUUUCGAUGGUGACACCCAUCAUCAAGACGAUGAGCCGUGCCUUGCUAGAGGAAGUUGUGGACUCCCUGGUGCGGGUGGCAUGGGCAGCUGCAGCUGGUCAGCUCCGCCUGGCCAACUCACCACUACCCACUCGAGAGGGCACCCACUUUGCGGUCACGACAGCAGGACGGCGCAGCCGCCAGAGCAGCACAGGCAGCGCCACCAGCAGUAGCAGUGAUGGAGAGAACUCGCUCGGUCUUCACGGUGGCAUCUGUGUGAGCCAGGACACGGUGGAUCGCAAGGAUGCACUUCUGGCGCAAGAGGCCCUCAGCUUCCUGUUCUCCUGCCUGGAGCUCAGGGAGGACGUUUCAGCCUGGUUCUGCGAGCUGCCCUGUGUGCGUGACUUUGUGCUGGACGUGCUCCUGGGCUGCGGCAGCGAGGAAGUGCGGUGCGCGGCGCGCGAUGGUCUGCACCGGCUGAGCCGCACGGUUGGCCAGACGCCCAUGCGGCCGUUCCUGCUGCAGCUGCUGCUCAAAGCACACCUGCCGCUGUGGGUGCCGUCAAGCUACACCCGAGGCUCCAACCAGAGGUUACUUGGGCAGUGCGUCGAGUACUUUGACCUUGCCUGCCGCCUCUUGGCCGACUCCAAAGGUGACGCGCCCGUGGACAUCGCACAGAUGCUCGAAGACGAGAUCGCCUGGCUGCACAGUUUCUCGCCGUCCGACAGCCCGCACGACCGCAACAUGGACGCCACGCUUAUGACGGGCCACUUCCACCUCGUCCGCACGCUGGUCGCCUGCAACGGCGACGAGCACAAGUCCGAUGUCGGCAAGAGCCUCGUGCUCACCCUUCUCGAGUCGUACUUGUUCCCGGCCUCGAGCCUCAUCGAGAAGAGUGCCAAGGACGACACACCAGAGCCCUCCAUCAAGUCCAAGUGUGCGGUGGCUGAGCCGCGCACCGCCGCCUUCAGUGUGCUCGUUGAACUCGCCCGAUGCUGCUCUACCAACCUGGAGAGGAUCGUCCAGUGGCUCGUGGACAAGCACCACCGGCUCAAGUCGGAGCUGGUCAAGGAGUUCGAGUACGAGCCGCUGAUAGCAGGCCGUGCCGAGAGCGGCUACGUGGGUCUCAAGAAUGCCGGCGCCACCUGCUACAUGAACUCUGUGCUGCAGCAGCUGUUUAUGCAACCAGGGCUUCAGGAGGCCGUGCUUGCCAUCGAUUCAGACAAAGUUGAGGAAGAAAGCCUGCUGUUCCAGACGCAGUCGGUGUUUGGCCACCUGCUCGAGUCCCAGAUGGAGUACCACGUGCCGGAGCAGUUUUGGCAGUGCUUCCGGCUGUGGGGCGCGCCGGUCAACGUGCGGGAGCAGCAGGACGCCUUCGAGUUCUUCAACCACCUGCUGGACCAGGUGGACGAGUACCUCCUCAAGAUUGGCUGCGACCCCGUGUUCAAGCCUUUCUACGAGGGAACCUUCUCUGACCAGAAGAUAUGCCAGGGGUGCCCCCACAGGUACGAACGUGAGGAGACCUUCCUGGCCCUCAAUUUGCCGGUGAAGAGCCAGAGCCUAAAGGAGUCCCUGGACCAGUUUGUCAAGGGCGAGCUCCUCGAGGGGGACAACGCCUACCUGUGCGAGAAGUGCGGCCAGAAGCGCAACACGGUCAAGCGGACGUGCAUCAAGCGAUUGCCCCAGGUGCUGGUCAUCCAACUGAAACGGUUCGGCUUCGAUUGGGAGGCUAACCGGGCUGUCAAGUUUGACUACCACUUCAAGUUCCCGUGGUCCCUGGACAUGUCCCCGUACACUCUCCACGGGGUCAUGGAGCAGGAAGGCCGCUCGGCAGGUGGAGGUGACCCCCUGGACGAAGUGUUCAGGCGGCCCCCGCCAGCAGUGUACGACCUGGCCGGGGUCGUGGUGCACAACGGGCAGGCCAGUGCUGGUCACUACUACUCGUACAUCCGGGAGCGCAGGAGUGACCCAAGGUAUGUGGCUCGCAAGAACACCUGGUACAAGUUCAACGACACGACAGUGGAACAGUUUGACCUGAACGACUCGACCCUCGAGACUGAGUGCUUUGGCGGCACAUACAAGGCCAAGGUUUCGGACUCGGCCUCUUGUUAUCCUGAGACACGGCAGCGCCACUGGAACGCCUACUUGCUCUUCUAUGAAAAGCAAGAGGACUCCCGAACGCCUCGCACACCCCACAAAACGCCCGGCCGAUUCUCGUUUCGCAGGGACCCCAAGGACACGACUCCAGUCAAGUCAGCAGUACGUCGCACGCCCAGUGCGUCGUCGGCGGCUGGCACAGCCCGUCAGCGCGGAGACAGCCUGAGUCAGCUGACCCGGCUGGUGGACCACGGGGAGCGACAGGGCUGGUUCCCGUCUCACAUGCCCCCGCACAUCGGGCAGCAGGUGCGCGAGCAGAACCUCCUGUUUGCCCGCAACCGGGACGUCUACAACACGCACUACUUCGACUUCGUGGCUGCCCUCACCUCCAUUAACCUGGACAACAUGCGUCACCCAGACUAUGAGCAGCUCAUGGUGCAAAGCCUCAACCUGGCAGUGAACUUCUUCCUCAACACCUACCUCAAGUACAAGAAGAAGGACAGCUCUGUGGUUGGCGAGUGGGUCAAGUGCAUCGAGACCAUCAUGUCGCUGAGCGAGGCUGCUGCAUCGUGGCUCCUCAAGUACAUUGCCAAUGCUGGUCAAAGUGUAGUCAAGCUGUACCUUCUGGAGUGCCUCAACAAAGAAGUCAGGCACACAUUUGCCCAGAUCCUGGAGAAGGCAUUGGUCUUUUGCCACAAGCUUGAAGGGAGUUGUCUUGACCUGGACAUUGUGGGCGCCUGCCUGAUCAACCUGCUGGACCAGGAUGUGGCCGACAACUGCUGGCACUCAUCACAGUACUUUGGCCUCCUAAGCAACUAUGCACAACUUGGUUCCAAGGCAUGCCAGCACCUGUUCAAGCUGGGGGCCUUUGAGAAGCUGAUGGCAUUUCUUCUUGGACCUCUUGGGGCCAACAUGGAUUCAGAGGAGUCCUUCACUCGACGCUGGAGCCACACGCAGAUCCACGAGUUUGGCUACCUGCACAGCACACUGAUCCACCUGAUCCUUGCCUGUGACCUGACCUGCCUUCACACCUGCGAGCCUUCGGAGGCAUACCCACAACCAUCAGAUCUUCUCCCAAUGCCAGAGGCCGUGUGCAAAGCACUGUCUGGACCAGGUGCAUGCCGGUACCUGCGAGAGGUUGUGUCCGCCUGCCGGGAGACCACAGGCUUCAUGGACACCCUCGUGCAAAUGGUCGUACAGUGCAGCUUCUGUAACGAGUCUUUUUCCAACCUGGUCAUUCGGCUCAUCAUGACUCAGUAUUCCUUGGUUCCAUCAAAUGAACUCAAGAACCUUUCGCAGCUUCUGCUGGAAUUGAUGAAAUUAGACGACCCUCUGCAGUACAGCAGGAUCAAGCUGGUCAUUGAUGGCUCCCGGGAAGAUAAGGCCGAGUUUGACGGGCUGCUAGAAAUCAUCAAGUCCAACCACAACAAUGACAGCAGGCGAUCAUACCAGGGUGUGAAGUUCCUGGUCACCAUGGCCCAUAGGUGUACACAUGCCAAGGACUACCUGCUACAGGCUCCGCCCACAUGGCAGUGGUCCGUGAACUGGCUGAAGCAGACUAUGUCCGAGUUCAACACUCAGUGGAGCAGCAACACCUCCAAUGAAGAUUCCAACACCAAGACCUUCCAGCGGACCAUCAGCGCCCAGGACACCCUUGCAGAGGCGACAGCGCUACUGACCGAGCUGUCCUCGCCUGAGGCAGCCGAACUCGGCAUGGAGAUGGACCAGGAUGAGGCCGAGGAUGAGGACUCGCGAUUGAAGAGGACAAGGGGCUUGGAAGACGUGUUCAACUAUGUCGAAGUGAAGCCAGAGUGAAACCGCGUGCAGCCCUGGUUCCAUACUAGUGCAGCACCAUCAAGAAGCCCCAUGCCUUCUGUCUGAAAAAGGGAAUCGGUUCUCCGUGCCGCGCCAUCCAGCCUACCUAACCGGGCAGCACAGUGGUGGCAACAUUCCCUCAGGCCACUGCAAGUAUUAUGUUGUGUUGCCCUGCGCGAGGACUAGCCGUCACCAGUUACUGUGAGCGGUCCACAAGAGUGGCGCACAACCGAGUUUUGCAAGUUGUGCAUGUGACUUGUGCACUUGUGUCGAGCAUAUCAAGUAGGGCAAUCUUAUGCCUGGUUCGUGCCGGCCAGUCAGCCCGCGAAGUUGUCUUCCCACACAUCUUCAGAGGCCGCAGUAGUCGCACUGCAGCAGGUUCCUGCAGUGACUCGAGCAUCCUGUGCGGUACGAGCCACACCCGUGUGGAACUGCACGUUUGUGGGCUGCCCAAAUCAAGCUGCGUGUGCGUUGUCCGUCGGUUUGUUACAUGAUUGUAAAAAUGUGCACGGUGCUGUUGUUCAAUAAUGCCUUUUUUUUUUGCCAUUUCACAUUGCCAUUUACGAGAUAUAGUGCCAGCCUUGGUUCAGCUGCAGUGGUUCUCCAAGUAAUGCCCUAAUCAGGAGAAUCGCUGUCCGUUGUAUGACCAGUAUGCCCCAACAUUGGGUUACAUCGGUCAGGCCUUCUGGCCUGACCGAUGUUGCUAGAGGCAUGAUUGUUUAUUGAUGCGUGUCUUACACGAUGGCAAGGGCGAGUUGCGCUGAGCCAUCAGUGAGUCAUGUUACCAGCUUUGGCUCACCAGUAAUAAUGCUGUAAUCAAGAACAGUGCGGGCCAAUGGUUGCCCUUUGAUAGCCAGUGUGCCGCAACAUUGGACACAUGUUGGCCAUGCUUUUUAUGUGUGUAUGCUGCUAGAGGAAUGAUUGUUAGUUGGCAUGUGUGUUGCGUGAUGACAGGGCCAAUUUGCUCUGUGUGGAGAGGCACAGAUGCCUGAAAAUGAGACUGAAAACCUGAAGAAAAAGAUUUGGGAAUUGGGGCUCAAAUAUUGCAGAUAUAAAAAUUAGAUACUGUUCUUUCUCUUCUUUUCUUAGAUUUGAACUCUGUAUAAACAAACUUGUUUGUAUAGCAUGCAAAUGGAUGUUAGAUAGCAUGCAAAUAUACCAAUAACAUGUGUUGCAAAUAUACAGGUUACUUUUGUUUUAUAAGUGCAUGUUGACUUCUUAAAUCUUAAUAUAAGCCACAGUGUUCCCUGCCUCAGCAUUCCCACUUUCUUCAUUUUAACACGGUCAACUCGCAAUAAUUCAAGCUGGGAUGAUUCAGAAUUUGUGAAAAAAUUCAAACAUUUGUAGAAAUUUAAUUUGACUCGCUGGAUUUUCAGUGCACCUUAAAGGCUUCCCAGUUUAACCAAUCAGACUUCUGGCUUCCCAUGACAAACCAUUGCAGAAGUAAUCUUCAUAAGAUAAUAAAAUUGCUUAGCUUCAAUUAGAAACUUAAUAGCUUCGUGUAUUGACAUUGUUGUCAAAAACUAACAACUGUUGCUCUAAUCCCUGCAAAUAAGCAAACUCCCUUUUGUAUUUGCAAAUACCAAAUUUUUAUAUGUGACUUUACUUAAAAAGAACAUCAAAAUUUCAUCUAUGCAAGCAUCCCUUCAUACAUGAAGCCAUAGUCUUUAUCUUGUACCACCAAUAAUUCAAACUACCAAUGAAAGCAGCAGGAACGUAUCAUGUGAGUGGGCUUGAAUUAGCCUGAGUUGGCUGUUGUGAUUAAUGAGUAUUUAGGGAGGAGGAGAGGGCAGUGACGAUGGAUGAUAAAUGCACCAACGCAUUUGUUUUAUUUAAGGAUUCCAACAGCUCGCGGAGACCCUGUUCUGAAGUGCAAACAUUGUUUAGUGAUUCUGACUUUUUUUGUUCAUAGCCAGGUUGAUUGUUGAUGAGCCAAUUGAUGUGUAUGUUGGUCCAUGUGCAUGAAGCUAUGAGUGGCGUACCAGGAGGCUUAACUCCAUGGUGCAAGAGCAGCUGCUUGACAAGUACAGGGAAAGCGUGCACAUCACUUCGUCAUGGAGCGUUCACUCGUUACUACGGAGCACACACAUUCCCCCGAAGUUCCUGUUUAUAACUGUAGUUCUUUGUUGUCGCCAUUUUUCCGGCUCUCUUUUUUGAGAGCCCUGCCCCACCUUAAAACAUUUUUCUUUCUCCUCUAUAGUAUGGCCGUGGUCCGUGCUGUUGCAGUCUAAGAAACCAAUUCUUUAUGUUCACUGUCCCUUGGCUUGCAUGGACUUUUGGCCAUUUAGUCAAACAUGCAUGUACAUUUUGUAAACCUGUAUGAAGCGGGGACGCUUUUUGUUCGCGAGAGUUAAUCGUCCUGGCCUAUGUGCUGAAAUUGGAAAGGGACGCAAAUCCAGCACAUUGCCUCCAAGAUUCUCGGUGCGUUGCUGAUGUUGCUUAAUCUUGGAGGCUGUGCAUGCUGAGGAGCCAUGAUGGCUCUCGACAUUCUAGGUUCUGCAUCGUUCCCAGCAAAUAAGAAUAGAGGCGCUUCUUUUCCCUUCUUUUUAUGUCAAGGACGUCUAUUUUUGAGAGCGUCUGUAAUGCAUCCACUGGUAUUUCGAGCAUAAAAUUUUGCGUGGAGGCUGCUAUAUGUCUACACCAUUGGAAACUAGGCUUUUUACACAGCCCAGAAUUUCUUUGCAGUUGAACUAUAAGUGCAGGAAUACUACUUAGCAGGUGCCAGCAUGAUCUGGUUUGAACGCUUCCUUCUACAGUGGCGGUUCAAAUACCGAUUAGGUGAUGUCCUUGACAUUAAGCUGCUCUGUACGCAAGUGUUAAAGAGGGCCCCAAAGUAUCCUUUCCUGACUGUUUUUUUGUUCCUGGUGCCUUUCCCUCUUCUGUUGUCAUAACAAGCAUGCUAAAUGGAAGUGAUAUGAAUGUGACAUCUCAAUAUCCUCAGAGAGCCACCGACGACUGUGGUGCGAUUUUACCUUCCCUUUCGUCCAUCUGCUUUUAGAUGCUUUGGGUAGAAAGUGUCCGUUGUUGCCUUCUGUCUUCAGCGAUGCAACAGGAGGCCCUUCAGACACCACAAUGUCAACAAGAGAUUACAAAAAUGAGACCAAGACUGGGCAACACAAGAAGCAUGCAGAGGUCACUGGAAUAACACUGAUGCUAAUGCUGCACAGGGCUCAUUCUCAUAAACAUGCUGUGCGUAUGUAAAUAGACGGGGCCUAGUGCAGACGAAUGCGUUGACACUUUCUUGUUUUUCGCUGUUCUCUACCUUGAACAACAGUCUGAAGAAACUUCGCGGAAAACUCGGCCGUUUCCAUUAAUCUUGCCUUCUGAGAAAAAGUGAUGCCAGUAGAGUGCGUGGUGAUUUUUUUGCCAGUAGUGAAUGUAAUGGCGGGGCUGCCGCAUCUUUGUGAUUUCGUCCUCUGAAGUUUGUCUGUAGUAACACUGUGUUCCAUCUAGCUAUUAUGUGCAUACAGAAAUUAUUUCCUAUGCAUUACAGUGGGUGCUAUCAAGAGUGCCUGCAUUGUCGCUUUCCUGAUGGUGCAUUUUGUUGUCCGUUCAUUCAUGACGUCCCGACUUAAUUCUGGAGGUAGCGCACUUCGUGUCUCGUUCAACUGGUGCAGCAUGGUGGCAUUUAUGUGCUGCCACCAGUGUCGCGAGGUGCAGGCUCCAUGCAAAACAAACCUGCAGUGCUGUAGAGCUUGGUGCUAUCAUUGCCUGGUGCUGAAAUUAUUAAGCCACCGUAGCAGUUGCUAGUAGUAUGUGAAUUUCUUUGCGACUUUGCGUGGAUUUGUUGAGAACACAGAUUACACCUUCAUCCCUUGUUCACUUCUGUUGUAUUCUAGCCUGACAUUGCCUUUUUGAGCUGUCAAGUGUUCUAUAUUCGAAACUGGUCAGUUUGUGCAACUUCAAGCGCCUAAUUAAGUCAUCAACAUUCUGAGCACGUACUAGCCACUGUGAUCACCAUUUUCUUUUUCUGAACAGUUAUCGUUACCACUAUGAUUAGUAUUCUUUUUUUCUGAACAGUUAUUUUUGUAAUGUCCUGAAAUUCAUCUAAUCAUAAAAAUUAAGUGUCUUAAUGAGACAAAUUUUGCCAAGCAACAAGCUUACUGUGAAAUAUGAGCCUCAAGAACGUUGCUAUAACAAUCCAUAAGGAGCGAAGUUUAAGCAAAUCUAUAUAUUUCUCAUCAUUCUUACGCUGGCUGAGCAGCUAUACUGCAUUGUACUGCGUCGGGCAGUGCAUUCCAACUGUAGAGCCAGAUAGGAUUCUAAGUGUGAAGUACUGUGCACAGCAGCCCCUGCACGCUGUGUGUGAGGUGGCAGAGGCCUUGUGCUGCAAGUUCUGUACGAGUACCAUUGAACUCCUGUGGACUAGUUAUCGAAGCGAGUCAAAUUGAAUGUGUAGUAGUCUUAACGUGCGUACCUGAUUAACGCAUUUUGUAGUACUAUAAAGCGAAAAGAGGCUCAACGACCAUAGCGACAGUAGAUCAAGGUUGUGGUUCAUGUCCAAAGACAGCAUUUGUGCAGUGCCAUGUUUAUUAUGCAAUGGGGACGAGAAGGAUGCAUUUGUUUGGUGAAGGUGAUAAUCAUUUUGCUGAGAAGCCAUUUUGAAUACAGAUGACCACCAUCACCACAUUGUGCCCCAUGGCAAGAUUGCCCAUGUUUGUGGGCUUUUUUAUACAUGUGAUUGUGUGUCUCAGUGCUGCGACAGGAUGCCUGCAUUUCGCUGGGUUUUCCAAACAUUCGUGGCUUAGCGCAGUGUAAGCAUCACUUCAACUUUAAACACUAAAUAAAGGUUUUUUAGAUUAAAUUUUGGAAGAGGUAAUUUAAUGCGCUCACGCUUUUAUUGAAGACCUAGAAGUUUUUUUUUUUUACAUCCAGAGUAUUGGACCACUGCAUAAGAGCCUGUCUUCACAGCCUAGAAUCGUGAGAAUUUUCGCGUUCCUUGCCUGUCAUUUUCCAUUGGCCUUGCUUCCACCAAAAUAAAAACACUGUGAUUAGUUGCUGGCUUGACAUUAUGGGUGGGUGCUUGUGUAUGAAUGUCACACAUACCAAGGUAUUAAAUGUGUAAUUCGUGCUUGACACAAUCCGGACAGCCACGCUAUAUCUUCACAAUAGAAAGUCAUCUGGCUACACUUGGCUUGUUUAGAAGUGUCCUGGAUUGAGUGCGUUAAUGGUGGUGUGGCUUGAUACCAAGUAUCGUCUCCUGCUUACAUGUGCAGAAAAGUCGUGUGUGUUGUGGAAAGUACCGAUCAGUAUGCUGUGAAGGAAGUUACUAUGCAGCAGCUUCAAAGUUCGUUUCCCUACCAUGUGUUGGCUCUGUUGCUCCCCGCAUUUCAUUCUUUGCUGCAGCUUUCAGUCCAAAGAUGUGUCACACACCGUAUUGUGCAGUGCUUUUCAUAAAUUGCAUGCUCUUGUCACUUUUCUACGUCAAGUGCGUUAAUGUGGGUCAAAAUGUGAUGUGUGCCACACGUCUUUGCAAGCUAUCGAUUGCAUCAUCUACAAGGACACUAGGAUUCCAAGUGUUCCUAUCUUCAGGCUGCCCAGCACAACUUGGCACGGGGCACUCUUAUUACGACAAGAAACUUAUAAAGGCCUGAGAAGGGUUCACUAGUUUGCUCGAGAAAGAACUUGAAUUUAGAGUUUUGCGCAUUCAACGAGAUAGUGAACAGUGUCUUUGUUACAUGACACCGUCGGUGUUUGUGUUCGACAUCGCAUGACUGUGCUGCUGCUGUGCACCGUUGAACACCUUGCAAUUAUGCAACGUUUUUUUAGCAGCUCAUACUACCCGACAUCGAUUAUCAUGUAACCUGGAGUGCCAAAUGUGCCUUGUUGUUCCAGCUUCACUUACUGUACAGCUCUUUCUCACAAUCUUUUUUUUUUCUUGCCUCGCAAAAGAUGGAAAGUGCUUUACAUGUGUCUGUUGUCCUCCCAUUGAAAUGAGAUUUGCCUAUUUGAUCAAGAGCAUGUCUGGAUUUUUCGAGAAGUGAGUGCGUUUGUUUACGUAGACUGGUAGUGUUCUCGCUUAUCUAGUGCUUUCUUUUGUCAAGUUAGUUGUUUUGAUAUUGGCUGGUUUAGCAGCUCGUGGUCUCUUGAGAUUUUCCAGAGUUUCAGAUUGUGCAGUCUUGCCUCUUUCUUUUCCAGAAACAGGAUGUGAAAGUGGUAAUGACGCUCAAAUGAAUAAAUGAUGUACAUACAUUGGCA
Molecule: messenger RNA, 14248 nt
Organism: Dermacentor albipictus
Lineage: Eukaryota; Metazoa; Arthropoda; Arachnida; Ixodida; Ixodidae
Product: ubiquitin carboxyl-terminal hydrolase 24-like
Biological process (GO): protein deubiquitination
Cellular component (GO): nucleus; cytosol
Molecular function (GO): protein binding; cysteine-type deubiquitinase activity
Source: RefSeq, a predicted model, not a curated record